Molecule: messenger RNA, 1123 nt
Organism: Antechinus flavipes (yellow-footed antechinus)
Lineage: Eukaryota; Metazoa; Chordata; Mammalia; Dasyuromorphia; Dasyuridae
Product: translation initiation factor IF-2-like
Exons: 3
Coding region: 1-735 (244 amino acids)
Source: RefSeq, a predicted model, not a curated record
AUGCGGAGGGAAGAAAAGCAGAAGAAAGGAGGCAAGGCUGGAAAGGGGGAGAGCCGGACCCAGCUGGCCGCGGGAGAGCCGCGAGAAGGCACUCUGGCCCUAGCAGCGAGACGCACUGGUGGGGUUAAAAACCGAGCGGCUGGAGCCCCGGGGAGGGGGAGGGACGGGGAGGGGCCGCUGUGGGGGAUAACGAGAAGGAAGCAGGGAGAGGCGGGAGAGCUCCGAGCUGCCGCCGAGUCCCAGGUAAGGAACGCCAGAUGUCAGGGUCAGGGGGAGGGGAAGCCCCGCCCCGGGGCUGCAAGGGAGGGGGCCGGAGUCAGGCUUCCGGGCGCGGUCUCCUCCGGCACCUGCCCGGGCAUCGGCUCACCUCGGCGAGCGGCGGCAGCCUGCCUGCUUCUGGAAAGGGGAGAUGCAAACCGGGCAGCGGGGAGAGGAAGCGGACAAAUGGAGGGGAGCGCGAGGGCGGAGAGACAGGCGGGCAAGGGCCGAGGGGCGAGGAACGCAGAGGCUCGCAGACGCAUAAACGCCUGGGACGAGACGCGGAGAGGAAGAGAGACAAGGACACACACUUGGAAAAAUGAAGCAAGACGAGAGACUCAGAAGAGAGCCCUGAAAGAAGUGAGGAAGAUUUUCUGGAUCUCCAUCCCCUCAAUUGCAAAAGUUACUACAUAUAACUCUUUUUGUAGUGGCAAGCAACUGGAAACCGGGGAUGCUCAUCAGUUGAAGAAUGGCUGAAUAAUAUGAAUGCAGUGAUGAAUAAUAUGAAUGAAAUGAUGGUGAGCAGACUGAUUGCAGAAAAGCCUUGAAAGACUGACAUGAACUGAUGUUGAAUGAUGUGAGUAGAACCUAGAGAACAUUGCACUUAGUAACAACAAGAUUAUGUGAUGAUCCAAAUGUGAUGGAUGUGGCUCUUCUCAACAAUAUAGUGAUUCAAGGCAGUUCCAAUAGACUUGUGAAGGAAAAUUCCAUCUGCUCCAAGAGAAAGAACUAUGGAUUCUGGAUGUUGAUUAAAGCAUAGUAUUUUCAUUUUUUUGUUGUGUUUGUUUGCUUGUGUUUUUUUUUUUUCUUUUUGGUCUGAUUUUUCUUGGACAAUAUAAUAAAUAUGGAAAUAUGUUUAAAAGAA